Molecule: messenger RNA, 6561 nt
Organism: Oncorhynchus masou masou (cherry salmon)
Lineage: Eukaryota; Metazoa; Chordata; Actinopteri; Salmoniformes; Salmonidae
Product: anoctamin-1-like
Exons: 27
Coding region: 1-3768 (1255 amino acids)
Biological process (GO): chloride transmembrane transport
Cellular component (GO): plasma membrane
Molecular function (GO): intracellularly calcium-gated chloride channel activity; protein dimerization activity
Source: RefSeq, a predicted model, not a curated record
AUGGCAACUGGAAGGCCCCCCUCCUGUACAGGAACAUGGAGUGGCUGCAGGGUGGCCACAGCUGUCAGCGAGUCAUCGUCCAUACACAGUGAUGCCCUGUUCGAUCCGGGGCCUGGUACUCCUGAUCUGGGUCUGGUUUGGGACAUCUCUCUGGGCUCUACAGGUCCUGUUCUGGACCGGAACAUCUCUCUGGGCUCUACAGGUCCUGGUCGGAACAUCUCUCUGGGCUCUACAGGUCCUGGUCUGGACAUCUCUCUGGGCUCUACAGGUCCUUGUCGGGACAUCUCUCUGGGCUCUACAGGUCCUGGUCGGAACAUCUCUCUGGGCUCUACAGGUCCUGGUCUGGGUCAGAACAUCUCUCUGGGCUCCACAGGUCCUGGUCGGAACAUCUCUCUGGGCUCUACAGGUCCUGGUCUGGACCGGAACAUCUCUCUGGGCUCUACAGGUCCUGGUCGGGACAUCUCCCUGGGCUCUACGGGUCCUGGUCUGGGUCGGGACAUCUCUCUGGGCUCUACAGGUCCUGGUCGGGACAUCUCCCUGGGCUCUACAGGUCCUGGUCUGGGUCGGGACAUCUCCCUGGGCUCUACAGGUCCUGGUCUGGGUCGGGACAUAGACUCCCUACAGGAGCUGACACAUACACGCUACAGAAUGCAUCAAUACGCCAGCCAAGACAAGAUUCCUGGAGGGGGUGUUGGACUGGCGGCCCCCCAGGAUGGCCAAAGUUCUUGUCAGUUCUUCUCAGAUGGCCGGAGGAAGGUGGACUAUGUUCUGGUGUUCUACCAACGCAAACAGAUCUCUGUGAGGGGUGGCGACCGGCUGCACCGUCUCUCUGCCCCUCCACACCCCCCUCAUCGCCUCUCUGUCAUCUCCAAUGGUAGCUCCCCCCUCUCCGGCCCUGUGGGGGGUGUAGGGCAGGGAGGUUUGGGAUGUGCAGCCGGGCAGCGGAGUGCGGGAGACGGGGAGGUGUGUGUGGACCUGGCGGUGGAGGUGGAAUUAGAGGCGGACCCAGCUGAAGGAGAGAUGGUGCUGAUCAGGGAGGAGUUUGAGGCCAGGCUACUGGAGGCGGGGCUUGAGAUGGAGAGAGACACCGAGGUCAGGGUCUACGGGCCCAGCUUCACGAGACUCCAUGUCCCCUGGCAGGUCCUGAGCAGAGAGGCAGAGUUCCUCAAGAUCAAAGUCCCCACUAAGAAGAGCUAUGAUCUGAAGCAGGAGAAUGGGUUCAGUGCCAGCCUCAGUGAGUUCUGGAGGAAGGUGAACCAGCCGUUCCAACCCAACAUCCCCCAGCUAGGCCACAGCACCACCAAGCAGCUCUCACACUGCUUCUCCAGGGACAAACUACACUUAUUUAACAUCACCUCUAAAGACACAUUCUUUGACAACGCAACACGCAGUCGAAUAGUGUACGAGAUCCUGAGACGCACCGCCUGCACACGCACCAGCCAGUCCAUGGGCAUCACCACAUUAAUAGCUAAAGGUGUCUAUGAUUCAGCCUUCCCUCUCCAUGAUGGGGAUUAUAAGGUCGUGGGUCACUCAGAGAGGAAUGACAGACAGCUGCUGCAUGAUGAGUGGGCCAGAUAUGGAGCCUUCUACAAAUACCAACCUGUGGACCUCAUCAGGAAGUACUUUGGGGAAAAGAUCGGUCUGUACUUCGCCUGGCUGGGCGUCUACACUCAGCUGCUCAUACCAGCCUCUAUGGUUGGGAUUAUUGUCUUCUGCUACGGCUGUUACACUGUGGAUAUGGACGUACCCAGCCUGGAGAUGUGUGAUAAGCAGCAGAACUUCACUAUGUGUCCUCUGUGUGACGGAGUGUGUGACUACUGGCACCUGUCCACUGCCUGUGGCACCGCCCGCGCAUCCCACCUGUUCGACAACCCUGCCACCGUCUUCUUCGCUAUCUUCAUGUCCCUCUGGGUUGCGACGUUCCUGGAGCACUGGAAGCGUCGUCAGAUCAGUUUGAACCACAGCUGGGACCUCACAGGACUAGAGGAAGAGGAGGACCACCCGAGGCCCAAGUAUGAAACCGUCCUGCUCGAGAAGAGACAGAUGAUGAGGAACAAGGAGAAGAAGAAUGAGAAAAAGAAGAAGAAGAAGAAGAUUGAGCCUGUGCAGCGGGAGGAGGACGUGGCGGCAGGGAAAGACAGGUGGAGACAGAAGUUACUGUCUGCUAUGAACACUGGGACAUCGACAGGUGUGGAGAAGCUGACCUGGAGGGACCGUCUGCCUGGAUACCUCAUCAACAUCUCCUCCAUCCUCUUUAUGUUUGGGCUGACGUUCUCUGCGGUUUUCGGUGUGAUCGUGUAUCGUAUCGUCGUUUCCGCUCUAAUGGCGAUGUCACCUGACCCGGAGACCAAGUCUAACGUGCGUGUCACCGUCACGGCAACCGCUGUCAUCAUCAACCUGGUGGUCAUUCUGAUACUGGAUGAGAUCUACGGAGCUGUGGCCGUCUGGCUCACUGAGCUGGAGAUUCCAAGGACAGAGAGUAACUUUGAGCAGCAUCUGAUUCUGAAGGCUUUUCUACUGAAGUUCAUGAACGCCUACGCCCCCAUAUUCUAUGUAGCUUUCUUUAAGGGACGGUUUGCAGGCAGGCCGGGAGACUACGUCUAUGUUUUUAAUGACUACCGGAUGGAGGAGUGUGCCCCUGGAGGUUGUUUAAUAGAGUUAUGUAUUCAGCUCAGCAUCAUCAUGGUGGGGAAACAACUCAUUCAGAACAAUGUCUUUGAGAUCGGCAUCCCUAAGUUGAAGAAGUUAAUCCGAGCAUGGAAGGGUAAGGGGAUUUCAUUGGAGGAGAGAGAGGAGCAGCGUGCCAGACCUCCUCAACAGUGGAACCUCGACUACACCCUGGUCCCCUUUGAAGGACUGACCCCCGAGUACAUGGAGAUGAUUAUCCAGUUUGGUUUUGUUUCUCUGUUUGUCGCAUCGUUCCCUCUGGCUCCUCUCUUCGCUCUUCUCAACAACGUGAUCGAGAUCCGCCUCGAUGCCAAGAAGUUUGUCACCGAGCUGCGACGACCGGACGCUGUCCAAGCCAAAGACAUCGGAAUCUGGUACAACAUCCUGAGUGGAAUGGGAAAGUUCUCUGUCAUUAUAAACGCGUUUGUGAUCUCGUUUACCUCAGACUUCAUUCCCAGGCUGGUGUACCAGUACAUGUACAGUCAGACGGGCACCAUGCACGGCUUCAUAGACCACACCCUCUCUCACUUCAACGUGUCCAACUUCAGACCCGGCAACGCCCCCACCUCCUCAUACCUCCCUGAGACCACCGUCUGCAGGUAUAAGGACUACAGAGAGCCUCCAUGGUCAGCUGAAGCCUACCAGUUCUCUAAAACCUACUGGGCCGUCCUUGCUGCCAGACUGGCCUUCGUUAUCCUGUUCCAGAACCUGGUGAUGUUCCUGAGCCUGCUGGUUGCCUGGGUGAUCCCAGACGUACCGAAGAACAUCAGUGAGCAGCUGAAGAGAGAGAAGACUCUGCUGGUGGACGUGUUCCUCCGGGAGGAGAAGGAGAAGUUCCACCUCCUCCAGAGCCUCUUCUCCUCCAAGGACCAGCCCAGCCAGGGUCACCCCGACACGGCCCACUUCCGUACUCUACCCCUAGGCCUCUCUCAAGGCCUAGGCCAGCCCCUGGGCGGAGAGGGAGGGGAAUCCCGGGCGAGAUGCAGGGCUGCCAGUUUCAGCCAGUUCACCAGACAGAUGUCCAUGUCUCCUAGCAACAACGCAGGCCGACAGAUGUCCAUGUCUCCUAGGAACGACGCCGCCCGACACACAGCGGUCUGACACGCUACUGUAGCGGUUCGUUACAAACGUUCUUUAACCCCACAGGAGAAGUUCAGACACUAGUGUGGCAGCUACAUGGAGUCUGAAUGCUCCUCUGAGACCUCGCACCCAUGUAGACUUGGUGUUCUCUUUCUGAAGCAGUGUGAUGAUGGAACAUACUGAUCAUGGACUUGUUCUUCUGGCCGGAUAAUCUAAUCUGCAUGAUGAGAAGUGACUGUAUAGUUCCCUUAAGGAAAAACACCUUCAGCCUGACGGUCUUCUCUGAGAGAGCUUCUCAUGUCUGGAACACACAUGGAGCUGCUGUUUACGGUACCUUCACCAAUAACCUAAAGACAUGGCUAACGGACAGUCAGGUGUGUCAACACCAUCCCCCAGCUGUGUAGACCUGCUUUCCAUGCUGUCUGCUAUACAGUGUAGGCUCUUUUUCUGUCAUGCUGUUUGGUUGCUUUUUGUGUUGUUGCUUUCUGUCUGUCUGUGUUAAAUGUUACAGGUCAUAUGUGUCUCUGUCUGUCUGUGUUACUGGUCAUAUGUUGCUCUGUCUGUGUUACUGGUCAUAUGUUGGUCUGUCUGUGUCUCUGUCUGUCUGUGUGUUACAGGUCAUAUGUUGCUCUGUCUGUCUGUCUGUGUCUCUGUCUGUCUGUGUGUUACUGGUCAUAUGUUGCUCUGUCUGUGUUACUGGUCAUAUGUUGCUCUGUCUGUGUUACUGGUCAUAUGUUGCUCUGUCUGUGUUACUGGUCAUAUGUUGCGCUGUCUGUGUCACUGGUUAUAUGUUGCUCUGUCUGUCUGUCUGUCUGUCUGGCUGUGUCUCUAUCUGUCUGUGUGUUACAGGUCAUAUGUUGCUCUGUCUGUCUGUCUGUCUGUCUGGCUGUGUCUCUGUCUGUGUUACUGGUUAUAUGUUGCUCUGUCUGUCUGUCUGUCUGGCUGUGUCUCUAUCUGUCUGUGUGUUACAGGUCAUAUGUUGCUCUGUCUCUGUUACUGGUUAUAUGUUGCUCUGUCUGUCUGUCUGUUACUGGUUAUAUGUUGGUCUGUCUGUGUUACUGGUUAUAUGUUGGUCUGUCUGUGUCUCUGUCUGUCUGUUUGUUACAGGUCAUAUGUUGCUCUGUCUGUCUGUCUGUCUGUUACUGGUUAUAUGUUGCUCUGGGUAAUGUAUAGAAUAUCAAGGUCCAGAGUAUAUAACUGGGUAAUGUACAUGUUGAGGUUCAGAGUGUAUAACUGGGUAAUGUAUAGAAUAUCAAGGUUCAGAGUGUAUAACUGGGUAAUGUACAUGUUGAGGUCCAGAGUGUAUAACUGGGUAAUGUACAUGUUGAGGUUCAGAGUGUAUAACUGGGUAAUGUACAUGUUGAGGUUAAGAGUAUAUAACUGGGUAAUGUACAUGUUGAGGUCCAGAGUGUAUAACUGGGUAAUGUACAUGUUGAGGUUCAGAGUGUAUAACUGGGUAAUGUAUAGAAUAUCAAGGUCCAGGGUGUAUAACUGGGUAAUGUACAUGUUGAGGUUAAGAGUGUAUAACUGGGUAAUGUACAUGUUGAGGUUCAGAGUGUAUAACUGGGUAAUGUACAUGUUGAGGUCCAGAGUGUAUAACUGGGUAAUGUACAUGUUGAGGUUCAGAGUGUAUAACUGGGUAAUGUACAUGUUGAGGUUAAGAGUAUAUAACUGGGUAAUGUACAUGUUGAGGUCCAGAGUGUAUAACUGGGUAAUGUACAUGUUGAGGUUCAGAGUGUAUAACUGGGUAAUGUAUAGAAUAUCAAGGUCCAGGGUGUAUAACUGGGUAAUGUACAUGUUGAGGUUAAGAGUGUAUAACUGGGUAAUGUACAUGUUGAGGUUCAGAGUGUAUAACUGGGUAAUGUACAUGUUGAGGUUCAGAGUGUAUAACUGGGUAAUGUACAUGUUGGGGUUCAGAGUGUAUAACUGGGUAAUGUACAUGUUGAGGUUCAGAGUGUAUAACUGGGUAAUGUACAUGUUGAUAUCCAGAGUGUAUAACUGGGUAAUGUACAUGUUGAGAUCCAGAGUGUAUAACUGGGUAAUGUACAUGUUGAGGUUCAGAGUGUAUAACUGGGUAAUGUACAUGUUGAGGUUCAGAGUGUAUAACUGGGUAAUGUACAUGUUGAGGUUCAGAGUGUAUAACUGGGUAAUGUACAUGUUGAGGUUCAGAGUGUAUAACUGGGUAAUGUACAUGUUGAGGUCCAGAGUGUAUAACUGGGUAAUGUACAUGUUGAGGUCCAGAGUGUAUAACUGGGUAAUGUACAUGUUGAGGUUCAGAGUGUAUAACUGGGUAAUGUACAUGUUGAGGUUCAGAGUAUAUAACUGGGUAAUGUACAUGUUGAUAUCCAGAGUGUAUAACUGGGUAAUGUACAUGUUGAGGUUCAGAGUGUAUAACUGGGUAAUGUACAUGUUGAGGUUCAGAGUGUAUAACUGGGUAAUGUACAUGUUGAGGUUCAGAGUGUAUAACUGGGUAAUGUACAUGUUGAGGUUCAGAGUAUAUAACUGGGUAAUGUACAUGUUGAGGUUCAGAGUAUAUAACUGGGUAAUGUACAUGUUGAGGUUCAGAGUAUAUAACUGGGUAAUGUACAUGUUGAGGUUCAGAGUAUAUAACUGGGUAAUGUACAUGUUGAGGUCCAGAGUGUAUAACUGGGUAAUGUACAUGUUGAGGUCCAGAGUGUAUAACUGGGUAAUGUACAUGUUGAGGUUCAGAGUAUAUAACUGGGUAAUGUACAUGUUGAGGUUCAGAGUGUAUAACUGGGUAAUGUACAUGUUGAGGUUCAGAGUGUAUAACUGGGUAAUGUACAUGUUGAGGUG